Molecule: messenger RNA, 1270 nt
Organism: Moneuplotes crassus
Lineage: Eukaryota; Ciliophora; Spirotrichea; Euplotida; Euplotidae
Source: the annotation of a GenBank genome assembly
UGAGCAACUGAAAUUAUUCUGAGCAAUAAGUACUUAGGCAUUGUAUAUCAGCGUUUUCAAAUCUCUUCUGAUAUAAAAGUUCCCUUGCUUUAUGUGGUUCAAUCAUACACCAAGAAAUGCUGGUUGUCUCUAGUUGUUUCUUCAAAUCUGGAGAAGUAGCCAGUCCUUGGAUUAGAUUAGUAAACUCGUUAAAAUUUUCUUCCAAUUACUGCACUUGACAUCUCCUGAACCAUUCAGAGAUAUAACUUUGAUAUUUGUAUUUUUGAGUAAUUCUGCAAAGUUCAGGACAACAGGCAUUGAAAGUGCACAAAAGCUAAACCCUACUUUCUCGAGAUGAACAUAAGAUAUUAUGAAUCUCUUUAAUUGAGAAACAUUUAAUUUUAAGCCAAAUAUAUCCAUCUCUGUCAAAACUCUAGAGCUAAUUCUAAUGAUUCCUUCCAGAUGAGGAGCGAUGUUUAAAGGGAUCUCUCUUGAUGAAUAUAGUAUCACAUCAUUAGCAGAUUUUGGGAACUUUGAGGUAAAGUAGUUGAUAAUAUGCUUAUCUCUACCUUCAAUAUUACCUAAAUAGAAUUUAUCCACUUCAAUAUAUCUCAAUAAUUCAAGUUUUUUCGUAAAAUUUAAAUAUCCUUUAUGUUUGAUAUCUAACUCAAAUUUUAGUUUUGCCUCCCUGCAGGAGUCAUCAUUAGAUUCUUUUCUGAUAACUGAUUGAAAUAAAUAGAGUUUAUAAGUUGCCCCUCGAUGGUUUUUUCCUCCUUCAGAAUUGAUUUCUCUUGGCUAUAUUGAACCACAUCAGGAAGGAUGUCUGUAAAGCUAAUGAUAAUCACUGAUGCCUUAGAAUUAAUAAGCGUCUUAACCUCUAUUUUCAGGCGUAGAAAUUUUAAACUACGUUUGUGGCUAUAUAACAACAAAGAUUUAACCAUAUAGUUGUAUUGGUAGAAAAAAAAUGCCAAACCUAACUAACUCUGUAUCUUUUUUUAAUUAAUAAGUUGAAGAUCUUCUAAGAUUUACUCAUAAGUCUAUAAAAAUGCUCCUUAUGGUGUCUAAAUACUACACAACACAGAAUGAUAUCUUAAGAAGAGACAACUAAAUUUAGGUAAAUUUCUCACAUAUUAUUUCAAAACACGAAGGCAAAGAGCAAACGACAUUGGACGAAUGAGGAUUCAAUCACUGACAACAUAGAACAAGGGCAAAGGAAAGGUUCUAUUUGUUCAGCAUAAUCCGAAGCUAAGUCUUGAAUUUACCCUCUUAUUUGGAUGACUUUCUGCUCUAA